Molecule: messenger RNA, 1584 nt
Organism: Recurvomyces mirabilis
Lineage: Eukaryota; Fungi; Ascomycota; Dothideomycetes; Mycosphaerellales; Teratosphaeriaceae
Exons: 3
Coding region: 1-1584 (527 amino acids)
Molecular function (GO): heme binding; iron ion binding; oxidoreductase activity, acting on paired donors, with incorporation or reduction of molecular oxygen
Source: RefSeq, a predicted model, not a curated record
AUGUCUACAGCCUCGUUGCUUACGCGGACCUCAAAAACGGUCUUGAACGUGCUUCAACCCGCCAGAGACCAACUUGGCGAUAUCGGCACAGCAGCUGCGACACUUGUCGGUUUCCUACUCAUUUCUUUCGCUUGCGAUAGAAUACGUCAAGCAUGGUUCUCGCCUCUAAGCAAGAUCCCCGGCCCCUGGUACGCCCACUACACCGGUCUCGGCCUCAAACUCCACAUCCUAGCCGGUAACCGAGUCAACUACGUCCAAGCACUCCACGAGCACUAUGGCCCCUACGUCCGAGUCGCCCACAACGAGGUCGUGACCUGCGACCCAGCAGCCGGGAAGGUAAUCCAUGCCGUAGGCACCAAGUGGCGGAAAUGGAGCCACAUACCCGACCACAUCACGGCCAACGUCUUCGCGAUCGUGGACCCAAAACACCACAAUAUCCGACAGCGCUUCUACACCAAGACGUUCAGCCAGGCGAGUUUGCGACGGACGAUGCAAGGACCGAUCGUGCGGACCGCUGAGCUUGCAGUCGAUGGCAUGAAGGCUGAUGCGGCGUCCAGGGGAGGCGGCAUGGUCGACGUCCAUGAAUGGUUCAUGCUAUUCGGCAACGACGUCAUGUUCGCGCUGACAUUCGGGGAAGGGUUCGGGCUGAUGGAACAAGGGAAACGAGGGCAGACGAACCCCGUCACGCCGCUGGAAUUCCACCAGAUGAUUGCUUGGUCGGAAUUCUCCAUCCCGAUCUUCUUAUUUGGACGGUUCGUUCUAUCAAGUUUCUGGCCGUGGGCGGAGCGCAUCUUCAAGGCGGAUGUAUGUCUUAAUCCAUCGCAGGAUGAAGCUAUUGCGCAGUUGAGGAUGAAGGAGAAGGGGGAGGAUGGACGGACGGUGUUUGCGGAAGCUAUCGAGGAUGCUAAGGAUGAUGAGGUGCUUAAGAAUUCCGGCAAGACUCGUUUGACAGACGAUGAGAUCGCGGCUGAUGCGCUGGGGUUCCGGUUGGCGGGUGCGGAGCCCGUCAGUGUGACUUUGACAUAUCUCGUUUGGUGUGUGUUGCAACGGCCCGACGUGCAAAGACAGGUCGAGAACGAAGUGGCCGGCGUAGAGCUCACGGACGAGGCAUUGGAGAAUCUGCCGAUCUUGGGAGCCGUCAUCCUUGAAGGCCUUCGCUUGUGGGGUGGUAAUGCAACUGCCAUGCGACGAAAAGAGGAUGUGACGCUCGAGGGCACGAUGCUAAGCGAAUACCGCAUCCCACGAGGCACCACCGUGUCAACGCAAGCAUACUCCUUACAUCGCAACCCGGCCGCCUGGCCAGAUCCACUGAAAUGGGACCACACGCGCUGGCUCGACCCAGCACAGAGCCAUUCCAUCUCCCAAGACCGCUUCCAGCCCUUCAGCGCCGGCACCCGCAUGUGCGCCGCCUAUCACCUGGCUAUGAUGGAGAUCCGACUCAUGACCGCCAUGUUCUUCCAGAACUUUGGUGGCGCGCGGCUGGCGCCUUCGGUGACGAGCGAGAGCAUGGUCAUGACCGAUCGCUUUAAUCUGUUUCCGAGGAAUCAUCGGAUGGAGGUUCUGAUGAGGCCGGCUGGAUCGUAG